Molecule: messenger RNA, 2166 nt
Organism: Saccharomycopsis crataegensis
Lineage: Eukaryota; Fungi; Ascomycota; Saccharomycetes; Ascoideales; Saccharomycopsidaceae
Product: serine/threonine protein kinase
Exons: 1
Coding region: 1-2166 (721 amino acids)
Biological process (GO): spliceosomal complex assembly; peptidyl-serine phosphorylation; regulation of mRNA processing
Cellular component (GO): cytoplasm; nucleus
Molecular function (GO): protein serine/threonine kinase activity; ATP binding
Source: RefSeq, a predicted model, not a curated record
AUGAUGGUUCCAGAAAAGUUAGGUGGACAGCCCAAAACGUCAAAGGCCUCAGAUGGAAAUGAAAAUAUAACUAACGAGAUUAAUGGACACAACUCAAAAUUUGCCAAUGGGCAUCAUGAGGAUCUUCUUAAUUUUAAACCCCCAAGAAUAGGCAGUUCAGUGAGUCCUCCGGACUCGUUCCGUACUGCUGCUAGCUCAAUAUCAUCGAGUAUUCAUACAGUACCGGCCCUAACGUCACCGACAUUGAGCAGUCAUUACGACAUUUUAUCGCCGAAAAUCAAACCUUCCAACUUAUCUUUGGCAUUUAAAAAAGAGAAAACCCAGGAAUUGAAAGUAGAAACAAAGAAGGUAGAUAAUAAUAAUAAUACGAUACAAAACGGGAGCGAAACACCAAAUGGCACAAGUGACUCGAGCUCACCAGAUGGAAAUGAUCAAAUAAUUAAAAAUCUUGAAAAAGAGUGUUCAGAAUUGCAGCUGGAAUAUUAUCGUCUCAAAGAUGAAAUCAUGUCACUUGAAGGGUAUGAUGUGGAAGAAAUCUCCAAUACAGAUCAUGAUGAAGACUGCAGUGGUGACGAAGAAGAGCUUGAGAAGUGCAAGGAUUUAAAACACGAAGAAGACUUGAAAGAUUAUUGCAAUGGUGGUUACCAUACUGCUUAUAUCGGCGAAUAUUACCAUGAUGGAAGAUAUGUAUUAGUACGGAAGCUUGGAUGGGGCCAUUUUUCAACAGUUUGGUUGGCCAAAGAUUUGAAAUCCAACAAACAUGUGGCGAUCAAGAUUGUGAGAUCGGCAAAGAAUUACACAGAAACCGCGAUUGAUGAGAUCCACUUGCUCCGAAAAUGUACCGAAGGUGAUCCAAACAAUUUGGGGUACCAUAAAGUGAUUCAUUUGCUCGAUAGUUUUUAUCACGUUGGGCCUCAUGGAACUCAUGUGGUGAUGGUAUUUGAAGUAUUGGGGGAAAGUAUGCUUGACUUGACCAGAAGAUAUAAAGCCGGGGUUCCGAUAAUCUACGUCAAACAAAUCGCCAAACAAUUACUAUUGGCGCUAGAUUAUUUACACCGACAAUGUGGGAUUAUUCACACCGAUUUGAAGCCGGAAAACAUUUUGUUUGAAAUCAAGAAUGUCGAAGAGAUUGCGGUUUUCACAGGGUUAUUAGAAGAAAAAAUAUUUUUGGACAAGAAAAUCACGAAACUCAAAGGCAAGAAAGACGAAAUGGAAAAAGAUUUAGCGUUCACCAACCAGAAAUCUUUAUCUGAUAUGUUAUCAAUAUCGAUUCCUCGGAAAAAUCGCGAUCCAACUGGAGACCUUGCUGAAGAUGGGAUCAACUCAGUGUUUCUUACCAGGAGUGCAAGAAGUCAUUCCAUAAUCACCGGAUCGAAACCAUUGUCGGUAUCCGUUAGCAAGUCUAACAUUCUCACAAAUGAUAAACAAGGGAUUUCUGGAUCAUUUGCAUCGAUGUCAAUCUCUACAGCUGACAAUGGACCAGGUCCUCGCAGUGUGAUUUCCGCCUCGACCCUUCCCAUCUCUCCAAAACCAGUGACCAUCGAUGACUCCAAUAGAGAUUUGUACACUUUAAACAUCAAGAUCGCCGACUUGGGUAAUGCUUGUUGGUAUAAUGGGCAUUUUACUGAAGAUAUCCAAACACGAGAAUAUAGAUCUCCAGAAGUACUACUCGGUGCUCGUUGGGGGUGUGCUGUUGACGUGUGGUCUGCGGCUUGUAUUAUAUUUGAACUAUUGACGUGUGAUUAUUUAUUCGAACCACAUGAAAGUCGGUCUUAUUGUAAAGAUGACGACCAUAUUGCGCAAAUCAUUGAACUUUUGGGAACCUUCCCAAGUGCGUUAAUGAAACAAGGGGUUCACACCCUAGAGUUUUUCAAUUCCCGAGGGGAGCUUCGAAGAAUCAGUGAGUUGAAACCUUGGGAUUUGAAGAGUAUCCUAAAAGAGAAAUACCAGUUUGGUGAUGAAGCAGAAGAAAUUAGUGAUUUUCUUUUACCUAUGCUUCAAUUGAAUCCAGAGCUUAGAGCAGAUGCUGGGGGGAUGGUAAAUCACCCAUGGUUGAAAGACACGGUGGCAAUGGAGAAUAUAAUAGUCGCUGAUAGAGUACUUAAAGGAUCAGGUAAUGAUAUUGCUGGUUGGAGUAGAGAAGUUAGGGCUGAUAGAUUUGACUAA